Messenger RNA from Rasamsonia emersonii CBS 393.64, 5988 nucleotides. Its product is annotated as Mitochondrion protein. The coding region runs from base 1 to 5988 and encodes 1995 amino acids. The record is from RefSeq and is a predicted model, not a curated record. NCBI's taxonomy places the organism in Eukaryota, Fungi, Ascomycota, Eurotiomycetes, Eurotiales, Trichocomaceae. The transcript has 7 exons.
AUGGGUCUGUUCGGUCCCACACCUGGUAUCAUCUCCAGAUUCAUUGAGCCAAGCCAGGACGAUGAUCGCGUGCCUGCGCGCUUGCUGGCCCAGUGUGUGGCCGUGAACUCCGGAGGUAGCGUUGUCAGGUACCCGCAAUCGGGCGGCAUAGGGACCGUCGGACCGGAUCGUAAAAAAGAAAGCAUCACCAAAUCUCGGCCCGCGUCCUCUCUCGAACAACCACCUUUCUCCUACCACCCACGCCCACCCAACACUCGCACCCAAAGGGAGGGCAGCCCGCCAUGCUGCGCUACUCAAUUGUGUCCAGCCAGCAGCGGCUCUCGUCCGCGGUUCGGCAGCGGACAGCGACGCAAUUGCUGGCCAGACCUGCCGCGAGCAGUCGCAUCUUCGGCCAGAUACUUCGCCGACUCGUCAAAUACCCCUCCCACCAGUCCAACCCCUGCGUCUCCUGCCUCGCAGUCAACAAUUCCUCCCGAGAACGUUGGCCAGCUUCUCCUAAGCCUCCAGCCCCACGGAAAACCGGUCGUUUUUCGGAGAUUCCUUCUCUAUCUCUUCCUCACCUCCGGUCUUGCGUACGGUGCCGGUAUUUACCUUGCCUUGAAGUUCGACAACUUCCAUGAUUUCUUCACCGAAUAUGUUCCGUUUGGGGAAGAGAGCGUCCUGUACUUUGAAGAACGCGAUUUCUACCGCCGAUUCCCCAACGCCAGAAGGCAUCCCAACCGCCUUCCUCCUGUUCAGAAGGAAGAAGCCAAUAAGGUGACCAUUCCCGGCAAGAGUGGGCUUUCUUGGAAGGUAGCAGAGAAUGAAACGACACCAACCGAUAUCUCUCACAAGGGCCCGCAUAAUAGCGCAGUGCAGAAGCAGGAAGCCCGCCAGGCAGAGUCGGAAGCAAAGAAUCAGGCUGUCAAGGAAUCUGCAAAGAAAUCGGAGCCACCAAAGCGUCAUACUCAGAAGGAGCAGCCUAAAGAGGAACCACGGAAACCUGCUGUCAGCACUAUUGAACUCAUUAAAGUCAAGGAAGGAGACGAGCCUGUGGUUCAAGAGUUGGUGAAGGUGUUCAAUGACGUUAUCACUGUCAUCAGCGCCGAUGGUGCCGCGGAUAAAUACUCUGCGCCGCUUGCGAAAGCGAAGAGUGAAAUUGAGAGCAUAGGAGAAAAGAUCGCGGCCAUUCGAACAGACGCUCAAAAACAGGCCGAGGAGGAGAUCAAGAGGGCACAUGCUACUUUCGACGAAGCUGCCAGAGAACUUUACCGCCGCAUCGAUGAAGCACGUGCCGAGGAAGCUGCUCAGUACCGGGAGGAAUUCGAAGCAGAACGUGAGAGACUCUCUCUUGCGUACCAGGAGAAGAUCAAGACGGAACUCCAGAAAGCACAGGAAUUGGCCGAACAGCGUUUGAAGAAUGAGCUCGUCGAACAGGCUAUCGAGUUGAACCGCAAAUUCCUUAACGACGUGAAAGAGCUGGUCGAGAGAGAGCGCGAGGGCCGAUUGAGCAAGUUGAACGAGCUCUCUGCUAACGUCAACCAGCUUGAGCAGCUCGCUACGGGCUGGAGCGACGUCAUUGACACGAAUCUGAAGACUCAGCAGCUUCAGGUUGCCAUCGACGCUGUUCGCUCCGUGCUCGACAACGCGGAUACGCCGAGGCCAUUUGUCCGCGAGCUUGUUGCUGUAAAGGAGCUGGCCGGGGACGACCCUGUUGUGGCGGCUGCCAUUGCUUCGAUCAAUCCUACGGCUUACCAGCGUGGUAUUCCUUCUACCUCUCAGAUUAUCGACCGCUUCCGCCGUGUGGCCGCUGAGGUGCGAAAGGCUAGCCUGCUUCCUGAAGACGCAGGCAUUGCCAGCCACGCCGCCAGCCUUGUCUUGAGCAAGGUGAUGUUCAAGAAGGACGGCUUGGCUGGCGGCGACGAUGUGGAGAGCGUCCUCACGCGGACAGAGAAUCUGCUGGAAGAGGGCAAUCUUGACGCAGCUGCGCGGGAGAUGAACACCCUUAAGGGAUGGGCCAAAAUCUUGAGCAAGGACUGGCUGGCCGACGUUAGACGGGUAUUGGAAGUGAGACAAGCUCUAGAGGUUGGACUCGGCUCCGCAGCGAACCCGCUGUUUGGUGUCUACACUGUCAAACUUGAUGCGUCCCCUAUUCCGACUUCAGCUCGCAGAUGCUCCGUAGUCGGUGAUAACGGCCUCCAUGGUGCCGCGGCAGCUCGUGCAACACAGGACCGAAUACGGCUGAUACACUGCGUCUCCCAUAAUCUCGCUUCUUCGUCUGAUAGCCAUCAGUCCACCUCUGCUGUCCACAACGGGCAUCGAGGUCGAGCGGAUGGCAAUCCCGAGUCUCAAAGGGACGUGCAAAUGGAUGACAACAAUGUCGUUGGCGGGGAAUUAGAGGGCAGUACACUGGGCAGCAGCUCCCGAGAUGAGGAGAAACGAAGCCACAGGCCACGAAGGACCCAUAGCUCUGGAGGGUUCUUACUUGACUCUGCCUUCGGGCCGUCUGCACGACUCCUAGGUUCGAUUCACCGUCCGCACCUUUCUCUGAGCAGUAGCAGCGGCAAAAGGAGAGCUGCGGAGACAGAGAUUACAGUUCCCAAAAAGAGAUCAUCACAUCGCUCCACAUGGCAUCAACAGAAACCCUCGUUGGGCAGCUCGCCCUUGGCAACGACUGUGACGAAUGCCACUCCUGCUGACGGUACCGCUCAGCAUGCUUCGGAAUCUGCAGGCUCAGAAAGUGCGAAUACGACUCCCCGCGCCGCUUCUGCUCUUUCCAAUAGUCCCAGGGUUGGGUUGGACACGGAUCCUGUGCAGAUUGUGAAUCUGGCUUUGAACCUCAGCGAGUCCCGAAGACGGAAUUACGCUGGUCGUGUUCCUUCUAGCCCCCUGCCAGGUGGAAGGAGGACUGUUUCCAGCAGUCAGGCCCAUUUUAUGCCUGUCGAUAAUCAUGUGCAGAGAUCUGCGGCGAGUGUCGGACAAGCCUCAUCACAAGCUCAUCGUCAUUCUAGUUAUACAGCUGUGGAAAACAGGUUUCAAAGGAGUUUUCCUCGUUCUGCAUCAUCACCUUCUUCACAGGAGCCCGUGACAGAGCGUCUUGCCCCUCCAGGUGUUCUGCCUGGGACCAGCGAUCGUGAUUGGCAGGUGUCGUAUGACUUUUCAGAUUCCACGCUUGCGAGAGCAGAAAAGGCCCGUCAGCAUUUUGAGCUCUUUUGGGAGUAUCUUAGACUGCUUUCCCACCUGCCGCCUCUUCGCCCCUCAAGCCAAGAUUCCGCGUCGUCCACUGAUGAUCCAUCCCCUGGCCGGGAGUACAAUCCUCUUCAAUGUAUUCGCAAUCGGAAGGUUAGAUAUCGAGAGAAGUAUCACAUUAACGUCGAAUCGGAGGGGUGGCAUGAUGUGGCCAAGGUGCAUGAAUGGGUUAACACGAUUGAAGGUUUGCACGGUGAGAGUCGAGAUCCUGACCUGUGCUUGAGAUUGCCGCCCUUUCAAUCUCCACCUGAAGAGAGGAAAGGUGAGGACGAGAAAGCAGACGAAAUGGCAGUCUCGCCCUCAUCUAGCGCAAGGCGAUCGAACGUCACAGGCAGUGCGAAACCUCAAAGACCACGCUUCGACUGGAUGAUCACCCCUGCCGAGCUCCUCGCAGAUGCUGCCUGGCUCGAGGACGGUCUCAACAAGGCCAAAAUCGUCGAUAAGGAUGGUAACAAGCUCUAUCCUGACCCGACAAAACUCAAGCGUGUUGGUGGUGAUGCUCCGGCCCCAAAUCUCUCCGCAGUUGACGUGACUACCUCAAAGCAAGAGAAACCUACAUCUACAGAGGAAAUAGGGUCACCUGCUGUUUUACCUACUUUUGAGCAUACCAGGCAUGAGAGGAGUUCCGAUCGUGGCCAUCAUCGGCAUAAAUUGCGAAGCGCUCUACACAUACCUCGCAGUCCCAGCAGCUCCGAUAGAGCCAAGGAUCACAAAUGGACAGCGGCUGCUCGUCGGUCUAGCAGCUCUUCAAGUGACUCUACCAGCGAUGACGAGAUGUCCCGUGGUAGAAGUCGGCAGGCUAACUGGGAGAAGAGACUCAAUAGCAAACUCGAGGCUGCUAUUCACGCUAGGAAAAUCUCGAGUUUGGCAAAGUCCCGUUCGGCAUCUCCCAAGAAGGAUGCCAUCCACCCAGAGGACAACAUACAGUCUGCGCAUAGAUCAUUUUCUCAUCGAGCUUCGAUGGAAAUGAGGGACGAUAGCGGGAAACGAGAAGUUGAAACGAGUAAAGUGCCUGUUUCGUCUGCAGCAAGUAUAAUCGAGAAAGACGACACCCGUAUGUCCUUGGACUUGGAUAGCACUGCGCCUAAUUCGCCGUCGCACGGCCCUCUAUUUCCCAGCAUCACCGCCAACCUCUCUCCUCCUUCAAGUCGCUCACCCUCCCCGCGAAGGAAGCCCUUUCCACGAGUUAUCGGCUCCUUACAUGAGCGAAGCAAGAGCAAGCGUAAUAAUCAACUGGACCAAGGAAUUGUCGUUGACGAAAGCUUCCCCGAAGCCGAUCUACAGCACACUACACAUAGGGAUGGUGAUCGGACCAAGAUUUUAGGCCCAAGCCCCUUGCCAGAACAGCCAGAUGAACCAAGCGUUGGUGAUUUACGCAGGUCGGACACCACCAAGGGGCAGAAGUCAUCUGCCCAGCAGGAAUCUAAGCUUCGUGGGCUCUUCAAGGGCGGUAGGAUCGCCGAGAUUGUCGGCAGCGAAGUAUCCCGGGUCGGCGACUUCAUUUUGCGGAAGGACGGGGGAGGUCAUUCCCGGCGGUCGUCCUAUGCAUCGAGCUUCGUAUCCGAUUAUCGCGAAUCGGAUGAUGAGAAAACCGAUGGCGAGACAAAGGCCGGAAAAAGGACACCCCUACGCCGUUCAGCAACGUUGUUCAAUAACGAACUGGAGAUAAUUUCUCGAAGGGAAACGGACAAAGAACUGCCAAAGUCUUUCAUAUCCAAUUUACCGACUUUUGCACCGUCCUUUCGAUAUGAUGACCGUGGCGAUCAUUCCAGAUCCCCCGAGUUCGGUUCUCCUCAAGAUCUGCGGGUGCGUUCGCCUCGCAAUUCCGACCGUGUUGGUAGCGUCCAGUUCUCGGUAACGAAUCAGACAGACGAGUCACCGUCCUCGCUUGAGCUGUUGGACUCAAGUACCUCCUAUGGUGACCGCAGGCCCAGCUACGGUUUUGGCUCUGCCCUGAAGGCUCUGCUGGAACAGAACCGAGCGAAGAAGGUUGAGAUCCCAGGGUCUAUCGGGAAAGAUCGACCGCCAGUGACAGGCCUGGCUAAUAUAGAUGCUUCUUCAAGUUCUGCUCCGCGCAACAAGCGGCCUGUGCUUUCAGAUGCUACACGUACUUGGAGUAUUUCCGGCCGCAGCAUGACCACAUUGAGCGAUCCCAACCUUACUGAGAAGCGAGAGAUCGAGCGAUUCCGGGCGCUUCUUCUGUCUUCCGGUAUUAAGGCUCGGGAGAUCUGUCGCAGGGCUGAAACGACUGCAGAUCCGCCUUCGAAGUUCCUCAUCCAAAGUAUGGCGGAUUUGCACACUGCGGUUCCACAAGUCCCUCGCUUGGAGGAGUUUGACUGCGCGGCUAGGAACCUUGUUCAGAGAUUUGAGAACACCAAAGCGAGCCUUCAUCAGUCGAUGCAGCGCUUCUCCAAGUCGGACUUUGCUCCGCUCCAAUCCGAGCUGGAACGUCUCGAGACUCUAGUCGAUCAAUCUCUGACGCCGCGGGUGCGAGCUGCGGCGCUCGAUGCGGAAGCGCUGAGCACGCAGCUGAACACGACCAGCACGCUUGAGGUCAAGCAGCUCAGCGACGCGUUGGACAAGGGGAUCAGGAAGCGCAACCGCCGGCUUCGCUGGGUGCGGCGCGUUGGGUUCGUGCUUCUGGAGUGGACCGUUGUCGGCGUCAUGUGGUGGCUGUGGCUGGUCGUGAUGAUCUUCAAGGUUAUCCGCGGUAUCGGGAAGGGUGUUAUUUCCACCAUCAGAUGGGUGUUGUGGUUGUAA